Messenger RNA from Penicillium alfredii, 1608 nucleotides. RefSeq names its product glycoside hydrolase family 125 protein. Lineage: Eukaryota; Fungi; Ascomycota; Eurotiomycetes; Eurotiales; Aspergillaceae. The record is from RefSeq and is a predicted model, not a curated record. The transcript has 3 exons. Bases 1 to 1608 code for a protein of 535 amino acids. Gene Ontology annotation, biological process: carbohydrate metabolic process.
AUGAUUUCCUCGGUCAUCCUUGCGAUUGCGCUGGGUCUCCAGGCCACUGCCCUUCCUGCCCGCGAUGACCCAGCUAUCUUGCGACGCGCAUGUCCCGACUACGUUUCAUAUUCGGCGACACCACAUGGUCCUUACAGCGGCGGUCCGUUGAAGCUUCCCUUCCAGAGACCCGAUGAAGCAUGCCGAACAUUUUCCUCGCCUGCUGUUGAGAAGGUCAUUAAGGACAUCACGUCGCGUCUAGUCGACAAGGAUCUGGCGCAGCUCUUCCGCAAUGCUUUUCCCAAUACGCUGGAUACCACCAUCCGCUGGCACCAAAACGGGUCCAGCAAGGCUUCCACCCGCCGGGGCUCCAAGCAGGAUAGUGCGCAGUGGACUGGCCCGCAGACCUUCAUUGUGACCGGCGAUAUCAAUGCAGAGUGGCUGCGCGACUCGACUAACCAGCUAACGGGCUACCAACCUCUCGCGGCCCAGGACAAGCGGCUAUACUCCCUCAUACUCGGCGCAAUCAACACCCAGGCCGAGUUCGUGAUUCAAUCGCCAUACUGCAAUGCAUUCCAGCCGCCGUCGGCCAGCGGCAUCAAGCCCGCGACUAGCAGCCAGAAGGACACGGUGCAUCCGACCUACGACCCGUCGUUCGUUUUCGAAUGCAAGUACGAGCUCGACUCGUUAGCCCAUUUCCUGAUGCUAGGCACCGAGUUCCACGAAAACACCAAGUCGACCGAUUUCCUCACAGAACGCUGGUUCAAGGCCCUGAAGACGGUGCUGCGGGUCAUUGACGCGCAGUCCCAGCCCACCUUCAACACCAAGAACCAGUUCGUGCGCAACCAGUACACCUUCCAGCGGCAGACCAAGAUUAGCACCGAGACCCUCGCUCUCGAGGGCGUCGGCAACCCGCUGAACAGCGGUACGGGCCUGAUCCGCAGCGCCUUCCGGCCUAGCGACGAUGCCACCAUCCUGGGCUUCUUCAUCCCGCCCAAUGCCAUGAUGGCCGUGCAGCUGCAGAAGACCGCGAAGGUUAUUAAGACUGCCGGCGGCCAUGAUGACCUGGUUUCGGAUCUGCAGCGUCGCGGCCGCAGACUCGCCAAGGCCGUCCGCGACCACGGGAUCGUCCAGCAUGCCAAAUACGGCGACGUCUAUGCCUUCGAGGUUGACGGCUAUGGUUCACGCAUCCUCAUGGACGAUGCCAAUAUCCCCUCGCUGCUCUCUCUGCCUUACCUCGGCUUUCUCGACCGCUCCGACAAGGUCUAUCAAAACACGCGCAAGAUGAUCACCGAAAAGUCGGGGAACCCGUACUAUCUCGAAGGUCCAGCGUUCCAUGGCAUUGGCGGUCCACACAUCGGCCUCGAAAAUGCCUGGCCCAUGUCCCUGCUCAUGCAAGCCCUCACCUCAGACGACGACGCCGAGAUCCUCGAGUCAAUCAAUCUCGUCCGUAACUCUAGCCUGUUCGGUCUCGUGCACGAGUCCAUCAAUGUCACCAAUAUUAAGGACUUCACGCGCCCGUGGUUCUCGUGGGCCAAUUCAGUGUUCUCGCAAACCAUCCUCAAAGUUGCCGCCGAGAGACCUCAUUUGAUUUUUGGAAAGAAUGCGAAGCCGUAUCGGAUCGAGUGA